This is a messenger RNA of Penaeus indicus, 726 nucleotides long. RefSeq names its product zinc finger MYM-type protein 1-like. Bases 1 to 726 code for a protein of 241 amino acids. The record is from RefSeq and is a predicted model, not a curated record. NCBI's taxonomy places the organism in Eukaryota, Metazoa, Arthropoda, Malacostraca, Decapoda, Penaeidae. The transcript is spliced from 2 exons.
AUGGAUAUAAGAAGAUUUUUUAAGAGAGUGAGUGAGGAGCGGGAGGAGACACACAAAGCUGAUGCUGAGGAGGUCUCGACUGAGGUCAAUAGAUCCACAGAGAACACUGUGUUUUGGCUGCGCCAUAAUACAACACAGCAUAGACACAAAAGACAUCUGAAGCAAAUUGUUGCAGUCACCUCAAUGUUAGGGGCCCAGGGACUACCCUUUCGUGGGCAUGAUGAAAGUGCAGAGAGCACAAACAGAUGCAACUUUCUGGCUUGCAUGGAGCUUUUGAUGACAUUUGAUCCAUUCCUUCAAAAUCACAAUCCUCCAUCAAAUGCCACGUACACCUCACCAGUGUCUCAGAAUGAGAUGAUUGAGUGUUGUGCUCAGGAAGUGACCAGUGCCAUUGUGUCUGAGAUCACACGCUCCAAAAAGUAUUCCAUUAUGGCGGAUGAGGCAAGAGAUGGUCGGUCAGAGCAGCUGGCUGUUUGUGUUAGGUAUGUGUCAGAGGGGGAGGUAAAGGAACGGUUUCUAGCACUUUCUGAACUGAUGUCCUUUGAUGCCCAGUCCAUUGCAGACAAGCUACAGGAGCAGCUCCAGAUCAGUGGCUUUGCUCAUGUUAAGUGUGUGGCACAGACUUAUGAUGGUGCCGCGGUCAUAAGUGGACCCAUAGGAGGCGUGCAGGCAGGUUUUAGAAGGCUUCAUCCUAUAUACACUGCUAUGCACAUGAGCUCAACCUAG